GCCGGCGCGGCGGCGCGGCUGUGAGGGGAGCGCGCCUGUCCCGCGUUCCUGGCGGAUCCCGGGACGGGGCUGGCGCUGGGGUGGCGGCUGCUGGCCCUCGGCCUGCGCCCCCGACCCUCGGCCUGCGCCCCUGGCAGCCGCUCUCUGCCACCUGAACCCGGCUGGGAGAUGUGCGAGUGUGCGCGCGGCGGUGUUUCCCGCAUCCUCCGUUCGGGUUUGGAAGAUCCGCGCUGUUGCUGGCAUCCCUGACUCCGUGCCGUGUUCUGCUCUGCGACUGUGUGAUUAGGCAUCUUCGCUUAGGAGGGAAGCAGAUGGAUCCCCUGCCCAAUCCCGCGCCUCUGGCCUCGAAGCUGCGGAACACGCUGCUUCGGUACCACAGCAUCGGAGACAGCGAGUGGCGGGUGGCCAAGAAAACCAAAGAUGCAACCGUGUGGCGUAAACCAUCAGAGGAAUUCAGUGGAUACCUCUACAAAGCUCAAGGAGUGGUGGAAGAUGUUACCAACAGAAUAGUGGAUCAUAUUCGCCCUGGACCUUACAGGCUAGACUGGGACAGCCUAAUGACUUCAAUGGACAUCAUGGAAACAUUUGAAGAGAACUGCUGUGUGAUGCGCUAUACAACUGCUGGCCAGCUCUGGAACAUCAUAGCACCAAGGGAGUUUGUUGAUUUCUCUUACACUACAAACUAUGAAGAUGGUCUUCUAACAUGUGGUAUAAGCCUGGACUAUGGAGAGGUGAGACCAAAUUUUGUCCGUGGAUUCAAUCACCCUUGCGGUUGGUUCUGUGUCCCUCUCAAGGACUCUCCUGGCCACAGUCUUUUGACAGGCUACAUCCAGACUGAACUGCGAGGGAUGCUGCCACAGUCUGCAGUAGACACUGCCAUGUCUAGCACCCUGGCCAAUUUCUACUCUGACCUCAAAAAGGCGCUCAAAGUGUAGACAAACAGUGACUUAAAAGCCGGCGCAUUCCUUGCAAUCAGAUUAUGUUGUUUAGCUUAGCGUAGGUUACCAC
Molecule: messenger RNA, 1008 nt
Organism: Melospiza georgiana
Lineage: Eukaryota; Metazoa; Chordata; Aves; Passeriformes; Passerellidae
Gene: STARD4
Product: StAR related lipid transfer domain containing 4
Exons: 5
Coding region: 312-935 (207 amino acids)
Biological process (GO): cholesterol transport involved in cholesterol storage; intracellular cholesterol transport; cholesterol import
Cellular component (GO): cytosol; endoplasmic reticulum
Molecular function (GO): cholesterol binding; cholesterol transfer activity
Source: RefSeq, a predicted model, not a curated record